Messenger RNA from [Candida] anglica, 582 nucleotides. NCBI's taxonomy places the organism in Eukaryota, Fungi, Ascomycota, Pichiomycetes, Serinales, Debaryomycetaceae. The record is from the annotation of a GenBank genome assembly.
AUGAUUUCUUUUGGUUUUGGUUUCGGUGUCAUGGUUGCUGUUUUCCUCUUUUUCAGAGUUUCCGGUGGUAACUUGAACCCAGCUGUCACUUUGACUCUUGUCUUGGCCGGUGCCGUUCCACCUAUCAGAGGUGCCUUGAUGAUGCUUUCUCAAAUGGUUGCUGGUAUGGCUGCUGCUGGUGCCGCUUCUGCCAUGACCCCAGGCCCAAUUGCCUUUGCCAACAGUUUGGGUGGUGGUUGCUCCAAGUCUAGAGGUGUCUUUAUUGAAGCCUUUGCCACUGCUCUCUUGUGUAUCACCGUCUUGUUGAUGGCUGUUGAAAAGCACAGAGCUACCUUUAUUGCUCCAUUUGCCAUUGGUAUCUCUCUUUUCUUGGGACAUUUGAUUUCUGUCUACUACACUGGUGCUGGUUUGAACCCAGCCAGAUCCUUUGGUCCAUGUAUUGCUGCUGCUUCUUUCCCUAACUACCACUGGAUUUACUGGGUUGGUCCAUUUUUGGGUUCUUUAAUUGCCUUUGGUAUUUGGAAGAUUUUCAAGGUUUUGGACUACGAAACCUGUAACCCAGGUCAAGAUGCUGAUCAUUAA